CGCGGCGCCCCACGCAGGCGGGUCAGCGCGCCUAUUCCGCCGGGAGCAGCACCGCUCGGAGCCCGCACCGACUGCCGCUGCGGGAUGCUGCGCUCGACGUCCACCGUCACCCUGCUCUCGGGCGGCGGCACCAGGACGCCCGGGACGCCCAGCAGGAGGGCGAAUGUCUGCAGACUACGGCUGACGGUGCCCCCUGAGAGUCCGAUUUCGGAGGAAAGUGAAAAGAAGUUUGAAGGAAAAGAACAACAUCCCGACCCAAGCAAUGGGGAGCCAACCAGGAAACUUCCUCAGGGUGUUGUCUAUGGCGUGGUGCGAAGAUCCGAUCAAAACCAGCAGAAAGAGAUGGUGGUGUAUGGGUGGUCCACCAAUCAGCUGAAGGAAGAGAUGAAUUACAUCAAAGAUGUGAGAGCCACUUUGGAAAAAGUGAGGAAGCGAAUGUACGGAGACUAUGAUGAAAUGAGACAGAAGAUUCGACAGAUCACCCAGGAGCUGUCAGUUUCACAGGCUCAGAAGGACUAUCUAGAGAAUCACAUCCAAACACAGUCGUCAGCCCUGGACAGCGUUAACGCCGUGAGCUCAGCAUUGGCGUCAGACUCCAUUGACCUGCAGAAAACACUUGUGGAUGUUACUUUGGAAAAUAGCGACAUUAAGGAUCAAAUCAGAAAUUUGCAGCAGACGUAUCAAGCGUCCAUGGACAAGCUGCAGGAAAAGCAGAGGCAGUUAGAGGCAGCGCAUGUUGAGAACCAGCUACUGAAAAUGAAGGUGGAGUCGUCGCACGCAGCCAACGCUGAGGCCAUGCGAGAGAUGACGCGGAAGCUGUACGGCCAGUACGAGGACAGGCUGCGCGAGGAGCAGCGGCGGCACGGUGCCGAGAAGGAGGCUCUGCUGGAGGAAACGAAUAGUUUUCUGAAAAUGAUCGAAGAAGCCAAUAAAAAGAUGCAGGUGGCAGAGAUCAGCCUAGAAGAGAAAGACCAGAGGAUUGGGGAGCUGGACAGGCUGAUCGAACGCAUGGAAAAGGAACGCCAUCAACUGCAGCGACAACUCCUAGAGCACGAAAGAGAAAUGUCCGGGGAGAUGACUGCUUCUGACGACGAGAGGUACCAGCAGCUGGAGGAGGCCUCUGCCAGCCUCCGGGAACGGAUCAGACAUCUAGAUGACAUGGUGCAUUGCCAGCAGAAGAAAGUCAAGCAGAUGGUGGAGGAGAUUGAAUCAUUAAAGAAGAAAGUGCAACAGAAACAACUCUUAAUACUGCAGCUUUUAGAAAAGAUAUCUUUCUUAGAAGGAGAGAAUAAUGAACUGCAAAGCAAGCUGGAUUAUUUAAUAGAAACCCAGCCCAAGACUGAAGUGGAAACCAGAGAGAUUGGAGUGGGCUGUGAUCUCCUACCCAGGUUCUGCUCUCCAGAUCCUUCUCCUCCCCGGCCUGAUCUCUGUGUUACACCGAUUCCUAGAGAGCAAGGAGAAGGGGCAGAAGUGAGAAGCGAAACAAAUCGGACCCGUGAAGUUGCGAUGCCGUCCAGGAACUAUGCCCCGUACGCACGCGUCCUGGAGCUGACCAUGAAGAAAUCCCUGACCUAGGCACUCCGACACCUGAACUCUGCAGAUGGACAAAGGCCCUGGAACCCGGCAGCUUGACGUCUGAUAGGGUGACUGUUGCUUCUUCAUACACCCAGCCUAAGCCAGAGUGGAAAUUGCUGCAGUUCUGAUCCAUUUCAUAAAACGUGAAGGAAAAGUGGAGGGAGGGGGAGGGCAGGAAAAAGUUUACAAGGUCACAUUUCAAACACCAAACCAGACUAUUCCGCUGUACUGGGCCAUUGUUAGUUUUCCAUGUCUCCACUGAAGUCCUGUCCGGAGAAUUCCCUCACAAUUUAUUUUGUUUUACUAGACUUCAGUGGGGAGGAAAAAGGGCAUUCAUUUGAAAUUUCAUGUUGUUCACACCAGGACCAUUUGUUACCGCAUGAAAGUUUUGUUUACCCGUAAAAGUAUUAGAGGCAGUAUUUCUCUGGUACAGAGAAGCCUGCCCACCAGAGCAGGGCACCGGGGACACGUGACCCUGGGAGGGAGGGAGUCCCAGGGCAGGCGCUGUCUCCACUGGGUGCGGGGGUUGGGUGCAGCCUCGGGAGAUGGUCCUCAGGUCCUCGUGUGGGCAGACAUGCUUCGCUCCGGUGCUGAUCCCCUGGUUCAACCUGUGCUUGUGCCUCUGGGGAGCCAGCAAAUCACUAUAUUUAUUCGACCUGUGAUUUUUUUUCUUUCUUUCUCACUUUAACUGAAAGAGAAUUUUGUAUGUUGUCAAAAUUUAAUCAUUUCAUGUUUUCAGUAUUGAUUGGUGUUUUUGUUAAACGAAUGAGUAAUUGGUAAUGAUUUGUUCGUGCAUGCUCUACUUUGAUAUUAUAAUAACCCGU
Molossus molossus (Pallas's mastiff bat) is the source of this 2399-nucleotide messenger RNA. RefSeq names its product myocardial zonula adherens protein (gene MYZAP). Gene Ontology annotation, cellular component: intracellular anatomical structure; RNA polymerase II, holoenzyme; nuclear envelope. Bases 85 to 1575 code for a protein of 496 amino acids. The transcript has 14 exons. The record is from RefSeq and is a predicted model, not a curated record. Lineage: Eukaryota; Metazoa; Chordata; Mammalia; Chiroptera; Molossidae. Gene Ontology annotation, biological process: maintenance of ER location; intracellular signal transduction.